AUGUUUGGGAAACUCGUCCACCUAACGUUUGACGCCCUCCUGAUAUCUGCCUUCCUGGCUGGUGUGAAGCGCUCAACAGGACUUACACCUGCCUUAUCGCAAGUACCCAACAAAGACGUUCGACAACUCCUAAGAUCUUAUUUGGAAAUGGGGGAAUACGCCUUCGACUUUGCUGUCGUCGUUUUCGGCCGAUCGCCGUCCUUCGAGCGGAAACACUAA
Fomitiporia mediterranea MF3/22 is the source of this 219-nucleotide messenger RNA. RefSeq names its product DUF1748-domain-containing protein. The coding region runs from base 1 to 219 and encodes 72 amino acids. Gene Ontology annotation, cellular component: cytoplasm. The transcript is spliced from 5 exons. The record is from RefSeq and is a predicted model, not a curated record. NCBI's taxonomy places the organism in Eukaryota, Fungi, Basidiomycota, Agaricomycetes, Hymenochaetales, Hymenochaetaceae.